Messenger RNA from Neoarius graeffei (lesser salmon catfish), 5810 nucleotides. RefSeq lists its product as uncharacterized. The transcript is spliced from 22 exons. The record is from RefSeq and is a predicted model, not a curated record. Lineage: Eukaryota; Metazoa; Chordata; Actinopteri; Siluriformes; Ariidae.
AUGCAUGGUGAGGAACUGACUCAGCCUGCUUCCAUGACAGUCCAGCCAGGCCAGAGUCUCUCCAUCCACUGCAAAGUUUCAUACUCACUUACGAGCUAUGGUGCAGCUUAGAUCUUACAACCUGCAGAAAAAUCUCUGGAGUGGAUUGGAUACAUCUAUACUGGUGGGAGUACAGCUUACAGUGAGAAACUGAAAAAUAAGUUCAGCAUCUCCAGAGACACUGCUACUAACACAACAAUUCAAGGACAGAAUCUGCAGACUGAAGACACAGCUGUGUAUUACUGCAUGAGAUACACACAGCUUGCAGGCACAGAUUACUACUUUGACUACUGGGGAAAAGGAACUCAAGUGACUGUGACCUCAGCAGUGCCAAGCGCGCCGAAGUCCCUGUUUCCCGUGUGGCAGUGCGGCUCGUCCCCGGACGGUUACGUCACUCUGGGCUGCAUCACGAGCGAUUUGGCCACCGCCGACGGACUGAGCUUCAAAUGGACGGAUGCGAGCGGGAGCGCGCUGACUGACUUCGUGCAAUACCCGGCGGUGCGCGCGACCGGAGGCUUCACCUCGGUGAGCAACGCGCGCGUCAAGGCUGCCGACUGGGACCAGAGCAAGAAGUUCACGUGCCAAGUGGAAAAUAGCGUCGGUUCCAAAAAAGCGACCUUACAAAAGAUAGAUGUGAUCGAGCACCCCCCUACAUCUCUGCUUCUAACAACUCCCACCCAAAAAGAACUAGACAAUGGAACAGCUACCUUCAUCUGCUUAGCUGCACAUUUUUCGCCUAAAUCACACACGUUUAAGUGGACUCUUGAAAACCGGGACCUCGGUUCGAAGGUCAAAGGCACCAUAUUAAGCCAGGAUAAAGGUGCUUACACUGCCAUAAGUAUUUUGGAAAUCGGGGCCUACGAAUGGACGGGUUCAUCUUCUCCAGUGAAGUGCGAAUUCCAGCAGAAGAAAUGGAAAGGAUCCGAAGAGGCGAAUUAUGUGUCAGUUCCAGUUCCAAAGCAGCCCGAGGUGAUCAUCUUCCCACCUUCCACCAGGGACAUACUGUUCGAUCGCGCCGGCGAGCUCGAGUGCAGGACCGACUUGGAUUCGGGUUUCAAGAGCAUUAAAUGGAUUAAUGACGAGGGUGAGGAGCUCUCUUCUGUCAAAAAAGUCCCAACGGAUUCCAAGGUCAGACUCAUCACCUCGAUCAGUUUCGAUGACUGGAGCAAAGGCACCAAUUUCACCUGCGAGGUGGAAAAUUCAGCGUUCAUCCAGCAGUAUAAAUCAGUCGUCUACCAAAGAACGAGUGGCGAAAAACACUGCCCCAAGGUUUACUUGCUCCCUCCACCAGAGAGACCAGGCAAAUCGGUGACCCUGACUUGCUAUGUAAAAGACUUCUACCCUAAGGAGGUGUAUGUGUCUUGGCUUAUUGACGAUAAUCAAGUGGACGAUGUGAAAGGCUAUAAGCACAACACCACUCGGGUUCUCGAGAGAGACCACCUGUUUUCAGUGUACAGCCAGCUGAUUGUCAGCAGUACAGAAUGGGAGAGUGGCGCUGUGUUCAGCUGCAGGGUUUAUCACGAGUCCAUCGAGGACUCUGUGCGCCUCAUAUCCAGAUCCAUCAAUAACAAAGCGACUCCACCCACCUUAGUGAAUCUCAACCUGAAUGUUCCCCCGACCUGCCAGACGUUGGUGGUCACCGUAAUAGAUGGCCUGAGGUUGACCGAGAUGUUCUACCAUGAGACAGAUAUGGAGGAUGACAGCAUGGUAAACACUGCCUUGACGUUUGUGUUCCUCUUCCUCAUCACCCUCUUCUACAGCAUCGGAGUGACUGUUAUCAAGGUGAGACCUGAUCCAAGAAACAAACAGGCUCAGCCUGUGACUGAGCCCAACAUCACCAUCAGCAUCACGACAGCAGACGACAUCGUUCGUCUGCUUUGUUGGUUGGAUGGUUUUCGUCCAAAAAAAGUGAAUGUUGAGUGGUACAAGGGAGAGGAGCUGCUCCGAGAGAAAUCGACCCUGAAAGUAUUCGAAGCUUCCAGCAAAGGAGAAAAGAUGUUUGCUGCACUCUGUGAACUCAGCAUUAAUACAGAGCAAUGGAACGAAGGGACAGAGUUCACCUGUCAGGCCACACACAAUUCCAAGACCUUCAAACAAACAUGGAGCAAGUGUAAAGCUCAUCCGACAUCCAAACCGUUGAUACGUCUGGAGAAACCUCGUCUCGUGUCAGUAUUGACAGAUUCAGAAGUAACAGUCUCCUGUGUUGUUGAGACUAUGUUCAACACCCAAGUGUCAUGGCUUGUAGACGGAAAGAAAAAGAAGGACAAGACGAGCACAAAAGAGACGAGACUGGGCAAGACGGUCAGCAAUCUGACCAUCUCUACAGCAGACUGGAAAACCGUGCAGAAAAUCACAUGCAUCGCUAAACAUCCAUGUUUCAACAAAGUAGAGGAGACGAUCGAUACUACAGAACCUGUGCAGAAAACUCCGACAGUGGUGAUCAGGAGGAUCCUUACAGACGGAGAGAAGGGAGACAACGCGGUGCUGGUGUGUGCCGCAAGAGAUCUGCCCUCUGGUGAGCUCGCCAUCACCCUUCAGGCCAACGAAGCCAAGCUCUCUGAUGCUCAGUAUGUGGACCUGCCCAAAGGCCAGGACACUCUGACUGCACGUUUCACUGUUUCCAAAACGACACAAUCCAAAGACCAACGUUACACCUGUCAGAUUCAGCAAAGCAGUACCAAUAAGUGGGAGUCCAAUUCUACAGGAAACAUUUUUGGUGACCCUUCAGUGGAACUUUCAGUUGUUUCCACUGUGGAUAAAUCGCCUUCGAAGACACAAAAACUUCUUUGCUCUGGAACUGGACUUAACCCAAAGAUCAAGUGGCUCCCCAAAUCUGUGCUGAAUGAUCUCCGUGAAGUAACGGUGCAAGCAGACGGGCGUGUGAAAGUGUCCAGCGAGAUAUCGCUUCCACAGCAGGAGUGGAAUAAUGGAGGGGAAUUUACGUGUGAGGUCAGCGAUCAGGAUCACAAACCUGUUCAGAAGAGCACCAGUGUCUGUGCAGUGACUCCAGCUUCUGCUCUGAUGGCACAGGUUUACCUGUUGGGUCCCUCCAUAAGUGAUACGAGAGCCAAGGAUUUGGUCCCCGUCACCUGUCUGCUGUUGGGCCGCAGGCUCAAGGACUUCUCCAUUAUUUGGAAAGUAGGAAAGGACAAUUACUCUCAGAAUGCGAUCACACAAACUCCUAAAGAGCACAGCAAUGGAACACAGAGCGUCCAAAGUAUUCUCAAUGUUCCGGCUGCAGAGUGGGAAAAAGACACAACUGUUUCCUGUGAGGUGAAACAUCUCUGUUCCAAGAACGCACAGCAACACGACAUCUCGAAAACCAGAGCUCAGCCUGUGACUGAGCCCAACAUCACCAUCAGCAUCAUGACAGCAGACAACAUCGUUCAUCUGCUUUGUUGGUUGGAUGGUUUUCAUCCGAAAGAAGUGAAAGUCGAGUGGUACAAGGGUGAGGAGCUACUCCGAGAGAAAUCGACCCUGAAAGUAUUCGAAGCUUCCAGCAAAGGAGAAAAGAUGUUUGCUGCACUCCGUGAACUCAGCAUUAAUACAGGGCAAUGGAACGAAGGGACAGAGUUCACCUGUCAGGCCACACACAAUUCCAAGACCUUCAAACAAACAUGGAGCAAAUGUAAAGCUCAUCCGACAUCCAAACCGCUGAUACGUCUGGAGAAACCUCGUCUCGUGUCAGUAUUGACAGAUUCAGAAAUAACAGUCUCCUGUGUUGUUGAGACCAUGUUCAACACCCAAGUGUCAUGGCUUGUAGACGGAAAGAAAAAGAAGGACACGACGAGCACAGAAGCGACGAGACUGGGCAAGACAGUCAGCAAUCUGACCAUCUCUACAGCAGACUGGAAAACCGUGCAGAAAAUCACAUGCAUCGCUAAACAUCCAUGUUUCAACAAAGUAGAGGAGACGAUCGAUACUACAGAACCUGUGCAGAAAACUCCGACAGUGGUGAUCCGGAGGAUUCUUACAGAUGGAGAGAAGGUAGACAGCGCGGUGCUGGUGUGUGCCGCAAGAGAUCUGCCCUCUGGUGAGCUUGCCGUCACCCUCCAGGCCAACGAAGCCAAGCUCUCUGAUACUCAGUAUGUGGACCUGCCCAAAGGUCAGGACACUCUGACUGCACGUUUCACUGUUUCCAAAAUGACACGAUCCAAAGACCAACGUUACACCUGUCAGAUUCAGCAAAGCAGUACCAAUAAGUGGGAGUCCAAUUCUACAGGAAACAUUUUUGGUGACCCUUCAGUGGAACUUUCAGUUGUUUCCACUGUGGAUAAAUCGCCUUCGAAGACACAAAAACUUCUUUGCUCUGGAACUGGACUUAACCCAAAGAUCAAGUGGCUCCCCAAAUCUGUGCUGAAUGAUCUCCGUGAAGUAACGGUGCAAGCAGACGGGCGUGUGAAAGUGUCCAGCGAGAUAUCGCUUCCACAGCAGGAGUGGAAUAAUGGAGGGGAAUUUUCAUGUGAGGUCAGCGAUCAGGAUCACAAACCUGUUCAGAAGAGCACCAGUGUCUGUGCAGUGACUCCAGCUUCUGCUCCGAUGGCACAGGUUUACCUGUUGGGUCCCUCCAUCAGUGAUAUGAGAACCAAGGAUUUGGUCCCCGUCACCUGUCUGCUGUUGGGCCGCAGGCUCAAGGACUUCUCCAUUAUUUGGAAAGUAGGAAACGACAAUUACUCUCAGAAUGCGAUCACACAAACUCCUAAAGAGCACAGCAACGGAACACAGAGCGUCCAAAGUGUUCUCAACGUUCCGGCUGCAGAGUGGAAAAAAGACACAACUGUUUCCUGUGAGGUGAAACAUCUCUGUUCCAAGAACGCACAGCAACACAACAUCUCAAAAACCAGAGCCUCAGACCUCAAAAGUCCCACGGUCCGAAUUGUCAGUCCCAGUGACGACAACCUGUCAGGAUUUCACAACACGACUCUUCUCUGCUUGAUCGACGGCUUCCGCCCUGCUGAUAUCUCUGUGAGCUGGGAGCUGAACGGUAUCCGGCAAGAUGAGUCUCGCUUCACCAACAGUCCAGUCAGCAUUCGCGCUGCGUGGGGCGAUUAUUCCAUGCACAGCGCACUGAUAUUACCAGCAUCCAAAAGGGAGGAUGGUGUUUUUUCCUGUGUGGUCAGCCACGAGUCGUCUGAAAAGCCAAUCGUCGGCACGAUAGACAGCAUCUACGCCUCUGUGAACGAACAUCCUCCCUCUAUGGAGCUGCUGCAGGGUCGAGAUGAGCUGGUGUGUCUGGUGUACGGUUUCAGCCCGUCAGCCAUUAACAUCACCUGGCUCCUGAACGGUGUGAGUGUCCAGCGUGAGGACAACACCAGCAGCUCUGCCAAAGGGCCUGAUAGGAAAUUCAGCAUUAAAAGCCACCUGAAUGUCCAGGCUGCUGAAUGGGCACCUGGAGCCACAUACACAUGCCAUGUCAGGCACGUCACUGGCACCAUCAAUCGCAGCAUCUCCAAAACAGAAUUUAUUGAAGAGACGAUAUACUUUGAUGAGAACAAGUCUGAAACUAGCACACUGGAUCAGGCUGAGGAGACCUGGAACAUGGCCUGUGCCUUCAUCAUCCUCUUCGUCAUCUCUCUCGUCUAUGGAUGUUCAGUGACUCUGGUCAAAGUGAAGACGGCAUGAUCAGCUCUUUCGGGCGUCUUUUAGACUCGAGUUUAAUCCUUACAUUAUGUCAUGCUUUAUUGCUGUAUUGUUGUACUUGUCUGAAUCUUUUUAAUCUCUAAGAUGAUAGAUGCAAGUGAGUAAAAGGAAAUAAAGAAGAAAAAAAUGAA